Rhopalosiphum maidis (corn leaf aphid) is the source of this 1057-nucleotide messenger RNA. RefSeq lists its product as uncharacterized. Lineage: Eukaryota; Metazoa; Arthropoda; Insecta; Hemiptera; Aphididae. The transcript has 3 exons. The record is from RefSeq and is a predicted model, not a curated record. Bases 125 to 682 code for a protein of 185 amino acids.
UACCUUAUUCAUUUAUUUAUUUGACGUUGAUCUCUACGUUUGCUCGACGCACAACAAUCCACAUACUAUUAUUAUUAUUUUCAGUACAAUAUAUAACUACGUACGAAUCCUACUAAAAACCAAAAUGAAGACAUCUUUAGUAAUUUCAAUUGCGUUGUUCGCAUUUUUUACAUCAGAAAUAAGCUGUUCAGACUAUUGCGUUGAAUUCAAUGAGAGAUGCCUUGAGAACACCGAUUGUUGUUCUGGUAAUUGCUAUUUUUCAGGCAAUCCAAACAACAGAUACUGCAUGGAACCCAAUAGUACAGCGCCUGAGUAUAAAAUUGAAAACGGUACGUGUUUAUAUAAAAAUUCGUCGUACAACAAAAAUGCCAGCGAUACGGCAUACGACACGUUUGGAGUUCACGCAGCCCACGCUAUGUUGCCACCUUUUACAAAAAUCCAACUAACAUACAAUAACAAGACCAUAGAUGUCACAAUAAAUGGCUUUACAAACAAAACUAAUGGAACCCUUUUGGAUUUAUCCAGAGAAGCGGCGGAUAUAUUAGGCAUUAAAGAAGGAGAGUUAGUUCCUUGUUCCCUAGGUGUAUAUGGACCCGAACCAAAUUAUUCUCAAAUUAAAAAAUUAAUUGGGCUUACAGCAUCGUUCUUUACAGUUAUAUUAGUCGUAAUGUAUAUAUUGUAAAAUAGCUACUAUAGAGUACGAUAGAGUUUACACGUUUAUCUCGUACGAUAAAUGUGUCUAUAGUAUUAUUGUUACAUUAAUUUUAUUUUUAAAUAUCCAAUUAAUUUUAGCUAUUAAAACUGUUUGUAAUAAGUCAGAAGUAUAUUAUUAUUAAUUAUUUCAACAUUCUGAUAUUGUAAUUCUUUUCACUUGUACGUGUACAUAUAUUAUAUAUAUUAGAAUUAAAUCAGAAAAUACAUUUCGUUUAUUUUAUAAACAAAAUACUACACAGAUUGAUCGCGGAAAUCGCCUCAUACAUAACAUAUAAACCCAUAGCACAUAGCACAUACGACAUAUAAUAUUGAAUAUAUUAAAAUAAAAUAGCAAUUGAACUUU